GGGUUUAAAGCUUGGGAGGAGGGAGAGUACAAUUGCUGGUGCACAGAGGCGAAGAGAAAUUGCUAUCCAAACCCAGCAUUUCGAUCGUUUGAUCGAUCGAACGAUCCAGUCUUCCAAGUGGCUGCUCGCCAUGGCCACCGUACCGCCUCUCAAAUUCACUGUUCGAGACCCCAAUGGACUGUCGCUGCUCACUGGACCGCCUUUCAGUGGCGAGCCUGCAGCCACUUUUGAAAAGAUACCAUGCAGUGCAUCGAAGUUUAGUAACGAUGGAAGCAAGCUAGCAGUGACUACACCAAAUGCUCUAGUUAUAUAUGACACCGACUCUGGCAAAGAACUUAUUCAAAUACCAGCAGCCGGUGUGGCGUCUGCUGUUUUCUCACCACUGGGCACGUAUUUGCAGACUUUCCAAAAGCCUCAAGGCCAGCAAAAAAAUUUGGUUUUGUGGGAUUCGAAAACUGGUUCUAUUGUUCUGCAGCAAUUCCAGAAGGCCAUUUCCAAAACCUCAUGGCCUGUUAUCCAAUUCAGCGAUGAUGAAAGUGUUGCAUGUCGGUUAGUGACAAACGAAGUACACAUAUUUGAUGGGCAUGAUUUCUCGAAAGGCAUCAUUGAUCGGCUUCGGUUGCCAGGAAUUGAUGGUGUUCAGCUUGCACAUUCACCUGCCUCACACAUUGCCGCGUACGUGCCUGAGAUUAAGGGUGCUCCAGCUAAUGUACGUAUAUUCGAACUUGCGAAUGUUAGUCAAGCACAAUCGGUUGCUAGACGAAGCUUUUUUAAGUCAAAUACAGCUCAAUUAUCAUGGAACAAAGGUUCCACAGGCCUACUGGUGUUGGCUCAGUCAGAUGUCGACAAGACUAACCAGAACUACUAUGGAGAGUCGCGUUUGCACUAUUUGACUAGCGAUGGCCGCCAUGAAGGGGCUGUACCUUUGAGUAAGGAGGGUCCAAUAUAUGACGUGCAGUGGUCUCCAAACGGCAAAGAAUUUCUGGUCGUUUAUGGCUUUAUGCCUGCAAAGGUGACCCUAUUCAAUGUUCAAUGCAAGCCACUCUUUGAGUUCGGACAAGGCCCUUACAACUAUUUGCGGUGGAAUCCUCAAGGCAGUUUCAUCUGCUUGGCGGGUUUUGGGAAUCUUCCAGGAGACGUGGCCUUUUGGGAUCGAGAAAGUCUGAAAUGCUUUCACACCUUAAAAGCUCCUGUGACCGUUACAGCUGAAUGGUCUCCUGAUGGCCGCUAUUUCAUGACAGCCACUACUGCGCCUCGUCUUCAAGUAGACAAUGGGUUCAAGGUGUUUAAAUAUGAUGGUACCCCUCACUAUGAGAAAAAAUAUGACAAACUUUAUCAGGCUGAAUGGCGCCCUGCUUCAAGCGACGUUUACCCAGACCGACCCCCAUCUCCAGGAGCCCGAAAGCUUGAAAGCAAGGUUGAGGCACCAAAAACUGUCCAACCCAGGACAGGCACUAAACCAGGAGCAUAUCGUCCACCACAUGCUGGCCAGGCAGCUUCUGUUAAAGCUCAGUUGCUUGGACUUGACGAAACAUCUAAAGCUAGCACAGGGUCAUCCGCAGGUCUCAGCAAGAGCGCCUUGAAGAAUCAGAAGCGUCGCCAAAAAAAGAAGGAAGGUGCAGACUCAUGAAGCCGAUUAGGUGCUCAUUGUGUAGCAGAAUUUGGUGGCUCAUGCAUGCCCAACUUGAGAAUUUUGGUUUAGGUGGCUUUGCGUGGCCUCUGACGUCUGUACAAAAGUUGAUUGAUGCUGUUGUGCAGCACAGCUGAUGGAAUAAUGUAGCUUAUAGACAUUUACACAUGGCUGUGUAUGACAACUGUGCUUACGACUUAGUUUAUUCAAUUUAAGGGUAUUGUAAUCUUUAUCUAAGGUGGACACACAGCGGACUGAACAAAAUGUCAUGCCAUAACUAACCAUCUGUUUAAUACACUUCUAUGUGCAAGCUUAA
Physcomitrium patens is the source of this 1946-nucleotide messenger RNA. Its product is annotated as eukaryotic translation initiation factor 2A. Gene Ontology annotation, biological process: translational initiation. The record is from RefSeq and is a predicted model, not a curated record. Gene Ontology annotation, cellular component: cytosolic small ribosomal subunit. Gene Ontology annotation, molecular function: translation initiation factor activity; ribosome binding; mRNA binding. Lineage: Eukaryota; Viridiplantae; Streptophyta; Bryopsida; Funariales; Funariaceae.